Drosophila suzukii is the source of this 1283-nucleotide messenger RNA. RefSeq names its product cyclin Q (gene koko). Gene Ontology annotation, biological process: regulation of transcription by RNA polymerase II. Gene Ontology annotation, molecular function: cyclin-dependent protein serine/threonine kinase regulator activity. Lineage: Eukaryota; Metazoa; Arthropoda; Insecta; Diptera; Drosophilidae. Gene Ontology annotation, cellular component: nucleus. The record is from RefSeq and is a predicted model, not a curated record.
UGAAAAGACACUGUGGAGUGGGAGUCGGAUUGGGGCUGCGAGACUAACAAACCUGGCCACCAUUUUAAUUGAACCCCAAUCGAACAGCUGACGUACCGCAGGCCCCGUUAGUUUUUCCUGAUCGUGUUGCAUAUCAUAUCUCCCAUUACAAAGCUGUAGUCGAAUCAAACCGUCCAUUGCUUUUAUUUUGCUCCGCGGGUGCCAACGAACUCGCUGGGCUUUUAUAACACCACCGCCUUCAUCCUUUCAUUCAGUUCAGUUCAGUUUGCUCUCUGGGAUAAGCAGUAUGAAAAACGUUUUGGAUGUAAUGUCGUUGCAGCAGCACGUGGAGUCGAAUAAGGCGCAGACCAUGAAGCCCAUCGACUAUCGCAAGCUGAACAAGCCCGGUGUGGUGCCGAUGUACAUCUUCGAGUGCGCUGCCAAAUUGAAAAUGAAACCCUUGACGGCUGCAUGUGCGGCCAUAGUCUACCAUCGUUUCUUCCGGGAAGUCAAGGCCAGCGACUACGAUGAAUUCCUCAUUGCCGCCUCCUCGUUGUAUCUGGCUGGCAAAAUCAAGGACGACGAAAGCGUCAAGAUACGCGAUGUAAUCAACGUGGCAUAUUGCACCCUGAACAGGGGUAAUGCUCCACUGGAUCUAAACGAUGAGUACUGGUCGAUGAGGGAUGCCAUUGUCCAGGCCGAGCUGCUCAUCACACGCACACUGGGCUUCGAUCUCAACAUAGAUCUAGCCCACAAGUACUUACUAUACUACAUGAAGACCCUACAAGACUGGGUGGGCGCCGAGGUGUGGAACUCGGUGCCCAUUGCCAAGGCCGCUGCCUCCUAUCUACAGGACUUUCACCACAGCGCCAAUAUCCUCAAGUACAAGCCCACCCAUGUUGCCAUUGGAUGUCUAUCGCUGGCCCUUCAGACCUACGGCAUCCAGGUGCCGCUCACCGACGAGUCCGACGAAUCCACCAUGUGGUACAAGCCCUUGGUUAAGGACUUCACCCGCGAAAAUCAGUGGGAGAUUAUUGAGAACGUGAUCGAGGUGUACCGGCAUGAGGCCUUCCUGAAGGCCGCCUAAUCCCUCCGAGACUGCCAAAUCCAUUCCUUGUUCCAUCCGAAUUUAUUUAUUUUCCCUUCACACCUCAUAAGCCUAUCUCAGUCUAUGCGCGACAUGUGCUCAUAUGUCCACUGCAUUUACAUGCUUUUAACAAAACAAAUAAAACUACCUGGAAUGAUAUGAUAGUAUGCUCGAAAGACGAGACUUACUAUUGGUUAUCACCAGAACCGACAUCUUA